UGUGGGACAAGUUGUGUAGUAUGUAUACCUACCAGCACAGGGCUAAUGCUUUAGGAGUUAGUAUACUUUCACAGAAAUUUUCGGAUUUCUGAACUCACUUACUGCUUCAGUCAGGGCUGCUAGAAGUAAUAUCAAAAGGAUGGAGAGUAUGAAGUCUCCAUUCCGAGGGAUAUUAGGUGACAUCAGACAGAGAGUAUUGUGCUACAAACAAGAUUGGACUGAUGGUAUUGUGCCAGGAUUCAGGAUAUUAGCUCCAACUGCUUACAUCUUUUUUGCUUCUGCGCUUCCUGUCAUUGCUUUUGGAGAGCAACUUAACCGAGACACAGAUGGAAGCUUGAGCACGGUGGAGACACUGGCGUCAACUGCUAUGUGUGGCAUCAUACACUCGAUUCUUGGUGGACAACCUCUUAUGAUAUUGGGAGUUGCAGAACCUACUAUUAUAGUUUAUACAUACUUGUACAGUUUUGCUAAAGGGAGGCGGGAUUUGGGGCAACAGCUGUUCUUGGCUUGGGCCGGAUGGGUAUGCAUAUGGACAGCUCUACUACUGUUUGUUAUGGCCAUUUUCAAUGCUUGUGACAUUAUCACUAGAUUCACAAGGAUUGCAGGGGAAACAUUUGGAAUGUUAAUAUCAAUUCUUUUCAUUCAAGAGGCUAUCAAGGGACUGGUAAGUGAGUUCCAGAUACCAAAAUCCACCAACCCAGGUUCAGCUAAGUAUCAUUUUCAGUGGCUUUACACUAAUGGCCUGCUGGGAAUCAUAUAUUCAUUUGGCCUUCUAUACACUGCGUUAAAAAGCAGGGGAGCCAGAUCGUGGUUGUAUGGAACGGGGUGGCUUAGAGGUUUUGUAGCUGACUAUGGGGUUCCCUUAAUGGUUGUAGUGUGGACAGCCCUCUCUUUUUGUGUACCAAGCCAAACCCCAUCCGAUGUUCCUAGAAGACUUUUUAGCCCGUUUUUGUGGGAUUAUGCAUCUUUAUACCAUUGGACUGUAAUCAAGGACAUGAAUAAGGUUCCUCUGCUAUAUAUCCUCGCUGCCUUCAUACCGGGUGUUAUGAUAGCUGGGCUCUAUUUUUUCGAUCAUAGUGUUGCUUCACAGUUGGCUCAGCAAAAGGAGUUUAACCUCAAGAACCCAUCUGCUUAUCAUUAUGACAUGUUCCUACUUGGAUUUAUGACAUUGCUAUGCGGAUUGCUUGGAUUACCACCUUCAAAUGGUGUUUUGCCUCAGUCACCAAUGCACUCUAAAAGUCUAGCUGUUCUUCAAGGACAGAUUACGAGAAAGAAGAUGGUGGAGAGUGCCAAUGAAAGCAUAAAACAGAAAGCUAGUGAUUCUGAAAUCUACAACAACUUGCAAAAAGUUUUCACAGAAAUCGACAACUCUCCAAUUACAACUGUUAUCAUUAAAGAUCUACAAGACUUGCAGGACAUAGUCAUGGGUAUAGAAAACGGUGGGGAAAACACAAAGAAAAAGUUUGAUCCUGAGAUACACAUUGAUGCCUAUUUACCAGUCCGAGUUAGCGAGCAAAGAGUCAGCAACUUUCUACAAUCGCUACUUUUAGCAGCGUCGAUUUUUGCCAUGCCCCUAAUUAAAUUGGUACCCACCUCAGUUUUAUGGGGUUAUUUCGCUUAUAUGGCCAUUGACAGUCUUCCAGGAAACCAAUUCUGGGAAAGAAUCUUACUUCUUUUCGUUCCAAAUGGACGCAGAUACAAGGUUCUUGAGAAGAAUCACGCUUCUUAUGUCGAGACUGUACCACAUAGAACAACGGUGCUAUUCACAUUCUUCCAGAUUGUCUAUUUUCUGGCAUGUUACGGUGUGACAUUGAUCCCAAUCGCGGGCAUUCUUUUUCCUGUGAUGUUCUUCCUUCUGAUCAUCAUAAGACAAUACAUACUACCAAAGAUGUUUCACCCUCAUCAUUUGAAUGAAUUGGAUGCAGCCGAUUAUGAGGAAAUCGCCGGCGGUCUGUCACAACCUCUACUACAAUGCUGUUAAAUUCUAUAUUAUUAGUAAUUUAGUACAAUGGCUAUGUCAUAUACAGAGGGUCUAGUAUUGCUUCACGAAUAUAUGUCAUGUCAUUGAUACUUCUUACGUGCUUGAUAAUU
Molecule: messenger RNA, 2091 nt
Organism: Erigeron canadensis
Lineage: Eukaryota; Viridiplantae; Streptophyta; Magnoliopsida; Asterales; Asteraceae
Product: boron transporter 4-like
Exons: 12
Coding region: 140-1981 (613 amino acids)
Biological process (GO): monoatomic ion homeostasis; monoatomic anion transport; transmembrane transport
Cellular component (GO): plasma membrane
Molecular function (GO): solute:inorganic anion antiporter activity
Source: RefSeq, a predicted model, not a curated record